AUGUUCUUACUGUUAUAUGAUCUUCAAAGAAAAGCGAUUAAAUUAUCAGAAGAACCGAAACGCCGUGAAUGGCCGUUUUUCACUUUAAUGGACGUUUAUUUCAGUGAUCAAGUUAAUGAUCCUUCAUUGCGUUUAUUCUCAUCCACAAAGCGCUUUGACACGGACACAUUUGAUGACAAAAAUUUCGAUGAAGAAUUGCAAGCUGUGUUAGCAGCUGCAAACAUCAAUGCUUCAAUGUCUUCCGUCUUGUCAAAUCUUGGUCUUGGCAUUGGUUUAGGUAACCGAAUGAAUUGCUUAAAACGUGACUCGGUAAUGCCACCUAGCAAUCCUGCCAACAUGAUCGACAUGGAUAUGAUUGACGAUAAGCAUGAUGAGGAUGAUGAUACAAAAUCGGAAGUUUCCAUUAAUUUGAGCACCAAACUGCUGAGUAACAUGAACAGCAACAAUCACAACACAAAUGAUAAAAAUAACAACAAAAGUCAUCUUCAAAGUCUCAAUAAUAAUAACAAAAUGUGCAGUCCGUACUUCCAGAAGAUCUUCAUUGAACAUCCAUCAACACAUCCCAUCCUGUUUAUGACAGAUGUCAACAGCAAUCACAUGGCUGGAUUACUGGACUUUAUGUACAGUGGACAGGUCAAUGUAAAGUAUGAAGAUCUUCCGAAUUUUUUGAAAGUUGCUGAAGCGCUACAAGUCAAGGGGCUCCAUGGAGAGAGCACAACAGACAACGAGGAACGGGAGCGUGAAAGGGAACGAGAAGAGAACAACUAUGCCUCACAAUACCGUCAACAGCAACAACAGCAAGCUUUACAACUUCAACAACAGCAGCAACAGUUUAAUUAUCCGGGCCAUAUGAGACAACCAACACCAAGUCAUUUUCAACAUCCCGAUAAUAUAAUUAAUGAAAAUCGUCAGAAUAUCAGACAUCAUAUAAAACCCAAACCCUCCCUCAUCAAUAAUAAUCCAGACACAACAAGCUUAAACAUGAAUAACAACAACAUAAAUAUCACAAACAAUAACCAUAAGCCAUCAAAGUUUGGUGUUCAGCAGGUCAAUUCAAGUAACAAAAUGUUGGACAAUCAAAAAUAUCAAAAAUAUUUUUCAAAACGGAAAUUGGUGGCACAAUAUGAACAGGAAAUGCGGCAGGAAAAACGGAACAAACUCACAGGCGAAAGUAUAGAUGAAGAUGAAGACAGCAGCAAUCGGCCGUUGAACAUGAGACGUUCACAAUCAACAACUGAAGAUGAUGCUCGCCCUGAUAAUGGAAAAAGUGUUGGACUUAACUUGAUACAAAAUAUAAAAACCGAGAAAGGAGAUGACGAACACACGGAUGUGAAUGGUAAUGAAGAACAUGGCAGUGAAACGGUCGGAUUUUAUGGAACAAAUUUGGGCAAAAUAAAACAUUCCAUUCUUGAACCCAACAUAGUAUUACAGCAUAGCGAUGAAGUGCUAUCGCCAACAAAUGGGAAUAACUCUAUAGCUAACACAUUACAAAAUUCAAAUUUGAGUCAGAAAACAGCUAGCUAAACAACAUUUUCUGUAUUUCUGCUUAACGUUACCUCAGUGGGCUAUGAAAAGCUCAGUUGAGCAAAGAAAGCUUUUUCAACUGAGCUUUUGAAUGCGCGACUUGUAUAUAAACUCACAUGAAAGAAUUAUAAAUUCAAAUAGAUAGAAUAAUUUUAUAUAAGCACAAGGAUUAACUCAACAAUAGUCAAUCACAAACUAUUGCUAACAAUUGUUUUGUUUCGUUAUUUCUAUUUCAAUUUUAAAAAAUUAGAAAAAAUUUUAGUUAAAAUUGCUGAAAAAGAUGCUUUGCACAAAAUUUAAAGAUUUUUUUUUGUUUUUGAUUUAUCUUACAUUUAAAUUUAAGUAUAAAAAUAUUAUCUUAAAAAAUGUGUUUAUUAAUGUGAGAAAUGUUGUUAACUAUAUUUUUGUUGAUUG
This is a messenger RNA of Clunio marinus, 1938 nucleotides long. The record is from the annotation of a GenBank genome assembly. Lineage: Eukaryota; Metazoa; Arthropoda; Insecta; Diptera; Chironomidae.